Molecule: messenger RNA, 2599 nt
Organism: Mauremys mutica (yellowpond turtle)
Lineage: Eukaryota; Metazoa; Chordata; Testudines; Geoemydidae
Product: antigen peptide transporter 1-like
Exons: 11
Coding region: 89-2281 (730 amino acids)
Biological process (GO): transmembrane transport
Cellular component (GO): membrane
Molecular function (GO): ATP hydrolysis activity; ATP binding; ABC-type oligopeptide transporter activity
Source: RefSeq, a predicted model, not a curated record
UCGCUGCUAAGAGCAGCAGUGACCGGCCACAUCCGGGCCUAGGAGAUUUAGACACUCGCUGCUGAGCGCUGCAGGGCCCGGCCCGGGCAUGAAGCCGGCCAUGGCCUGGCUCUCCCUGCCCCUGGCGGUGCUGCUGGAUUUCCUCACCCUGCGCCUGGCCCUGCGGCUCUGCCCCCUGCUGCAGCCCUGGGACCCCCUGGCCCUGGCCUGGGGGGUGGCGCUGGCGCGGGGGGCACUGCUGAGCCUGAGCGCCCAGGCUGCCCGCGGCAGGGGGCAGGGGCUGCCCGGGGGGGUGCGGGAGGCGCUGCUGCCCCUGGCCGCCCUGCUCAGCCUGCUGCUGCCCGGCUACGUGACCCUGCAGGCGCUGGCCCAGCCCCGGGCGCCCCCCUCGGAGCUGCUGCACGGCUGGGGGCGAGGGGACGUCUUCGGCCUGACCUACGGCGCGGCGGGGCUGGCGGCCGCGCUCUGGCACCAGCUGUUCCCCGCCGGCAGGGGGGAGCCGGGGCCCUCGGCCUCGCUGGGCCGGCUGCUGGCCUGCGUGAGGCCCGACCUGCUGCGCUUCGUGGCCAUCGCGGGGUUCCUGGUGCUGUCCUCGCUCGGGGACAUGGCGUUCCCCUACUACUUGGGGCGCAUGACCGACUGGAUCAUAAACGAGGACGACCCCUCAGUCUUCAUCCAGGCCGUCUGGGACAUGUUCCUCAUCGCCGUCGGCAGUGCUGUGACCAAAUUCAUCUGUGACGCUGUCUAUAAGGAGACCAUGAACCGGAUCCACAUGCGUAUCCAGAGCCAGGUGUUCAGCUCUGUCCUGCAUCAAGACAUCGCCUUCUUCCACGCCAACCGAACCGGGGACAUCACCUCCCGAGUGACUGUGGACACUGACACUGUCAGCGAGGCGCUGAGCGAGAAGCUGAAUGUGCUGAUGUGGUGCGGGAUGCAGGGAGUCUUUCUCUAUGCCCUGAUGGUGCAGGUGUCGCUGCGCCUGGUGCUUUUCACCACCAUAGGGCUGCCCAUCAUCCUGCUGGUGCCCAAGCUCUCUGGGAAAUUCCACCAGAAUCUAGCUAAGCGGGUGCAGGAGUCCCUGGCCAAGGCCAACGAGGUGGCGGUGGAGACCUUCCAGGCCAUGGCCACGGUGCGCAGCUUCGCCAACGAGGAGGGGGCCGCCCGGCGCUACGGGCAGCGGCUGCAGGAGACCUACCGGCUCAACAAGCAGGAGGCAGCCGCCUACGCCGCCUCCAUGUGGACCAACAGCCUGCCGGAGCUGGCCCUGAAGGUGGGGAUCCUGUACUACGGGGGCCGGCUGGUCGCCGCGGGGGGCAUCAGCACUGGAGACCUGGUCACCUUCGUCCUCUAUGCGACAAAUUUCAGCACGGCCCUGGAGGGGCUGCUCUCCACCUACCCCAGCGUGCAGAAGGCCGUGGGCUCCUCAGAGAAGAUCUUUGAGUACAUGGAGCGGACGCCCCGGAUCAGCCCCCCUGGGGCGCUGGCCCCCCCCAGCCUGCGCGGACACCUCCAGGUGCAGGACGUCUGGUUCUCCUACCCCGGCCGGGACGACACCCCCGUGCUCAAGGGGGUGUCUCUGGAGCUGCGCCCCGGGGAGGUGACGGCGCUGGUGGGCCCGUCGGGCGCGGGGAAGACGGCGCUGGUGGCCCUGCUGGAGCGUUUCUAUGAGCCCCAGCGCGGGCGCCUGCUGCUGGACGGGCGGGACCUGCAGGAGUACGAGCACCAUUACCUGCACAGCAAGGUGGCGCUGGUGAGCCAGGGGCCGGUGCUGUUCGCCCGCUCGCUGCACGAGAACAUCGCCUACGGGCUGGGGGGGCGCAGCCGCCAGGAGGUGACGGGGGCUGCCCAGCGCGCCAACGCCCACGGCUUCAUCGCCCGGCUCAGCCACGGCUACGACACAGACGUUGGUGAGAUGGGGGGGCAGAUCUCGGGGGGGCAGAGGCAGCGGGUGGCCAUCGCCCGAGCCCUGCUCCGAGACCCCCGAGUGCUGAUCCUGGAUGACGCCACCAGUGCCCUGGACACGGAGAGUCAGCUGCGGGUGGAGAAGGAGAUUUACGAGGGCGCCCGGGCCGGGCGCUCGGUGCUGCUCAUCGCCCAUCGCCUGAGCGCCGUGGAGCGAGCCGACCGCAUCCUGGUGCUGGAGGACGGGGAGAUCCGGGAGCAGGGCACCCACCGGGAGCUGCUGGCGCGCCGGGGCAGCUACUGGCGCCUGGCGCAGAAACAGCUCAAUGGGGACGAGGGGGGCGGCUCCAGGGAUAGCGUGGAGGUUGGGGGGCUCUGACGCUGCCAUGGAGCAUCCCUGGGGUGGGAGUAGUUCGGGGUGCCCUGGUGUGUGACGCCUCCUCUGCGGGGUGGGGGGGUUCUCAGACCCCCUGCCCCUGGCAUGUGGCUGCUCCGUCCCCCAGGGGGAGUUUAAACUCUGCUGAGUUAGUUCCUGAUUUAGCUGAUGGCUCUGAGUAGGGGACGCAGAGCUGGUGCUGAGCAUGGGUUACAGGAGACCAGGCCUCAGCUGGGACCCCACCUCUCUGCAGCCUCCUGCUCCUGAGUACAAGGUCACUCGCAUCCUGCUAGACCAGGGGUGGGACACACACACACACAC